GUGUCCUCAGAGGUUUCUCCUCUUGCACACAGCAAUGCCCAGACGUUUACCAUCGGAGUCCUACCUCAAACUCCAGGGUUCCCACAGCUGGCCCCCGACUGCGACCUGCAGAUCACAGCUCUGGAGGAUCGUGUCACAGAGAUAACACCUUUAGCCUUGUCAUUCACUGACACCGAGACUCCCAGCGAAAAGCUUCAGUACAACAUCACCAAACCUCUCCUGCCAGCACAAGGGGCCAUUGAGCACCGGGACAGACCAUAUACAGCAGUGAGGCAUUUCACACAGGCUGACGUGGACACUGGAAAGAUCAUUUACAGGCCUCCCUCAGCUCCAGCUCACCUCCAGGAGCUCUACCAGUACUCCUUCAUUGGCCUGCCGGAGUCACUGAGUGUUUAUUUCACAGUGUCAGAUGGGGAACACACCACCCCUGAGAUGGAUUUUGCGGUCCUGCUGCUUUCAAACCACCAGCAGCCACCAGUAUUUCAGGUUCUGGAUCCAGUUCUGGAGGUCAGCCUGGGGGGUCAAGCCAGCAUAGGCGGGCAGCAUCUGGCUGUGAGCGACGCGGACACGCCUCCCGAUGAGCUGGAGUUUGAGCUGGUGGAGGCUCCGUCUCACGGACAGCUGAUCAGAACCAAGCAUGAAACCCCCGUGACCCAGGGGGACACCUUUAGCUUCAACGAUGUCACCCGCAACAUUCUUCUGUACCGCCAUGCUGGGCUCUCUGCUGAAGAUGACUCUAUGACCUUUUCAGUCAGUGAUGGCAUUUCCAUGGCAACGACUGUGGUGCAGGUGCAGGUGCUGAGUGAUGGUGGCCUCGGGCCACAGCGAGACGCCACAGCCUCUAUGAUGCUGGAAGUGGGCGAGAAGAGCAGCACAGUGAUCAGACGGUCCCAGCUUUCCUACAGCGACGACUCCUCCUCUGAUGAGCAGAUCUUCCUUCAGCUGGUGUCUGCUCCAAUGUACGGUAUCUUGACCAGGAGCCAAGCCCAGCAGGAGCCCCAGGAGUUAAGGGAGUACUCCUCCUUCACCAUGGAGGACGUCAACAUGCACAGGAUCAGGUACGUCACAUCAUUAGAGACGGGGAACCAGCCGGUGACCGACGUCUUCCACUUCUUUGUUCACGACGAGCACAACAAUCGCCUUGACAACCAGAUGUUCACAAUAACCAUCACUCCCACGCCACGGCAGCCGCCGCUGGUCACCGUGCACAGCGGCAUCAAGGUACAGGAAGGUGGGCGUUUGCAGCUCUCCACCAAUCACAUCUCAGUAGGUGGUGAGGACACGCCCAGAAAGGAGCUGCUCGUUUGGCUCAUCAGUCCCCCCAAGUACGGCUUCAUUGAAAACACCGGGAGAGGCGGCUUAUCUGGGGGUUCUCGGAUCAUCACGCCAGACUCGCCGUUUUCUGUGGAGGAUCUGCUGUCUGAGCAUAUCUUCUACGUUCACGACAACCAGAGGAACCCUGAUAGCCAGCGGGACGUCUUCAGCUUUUACAUCAGUGAUGGGCAAAGCCAGACAGAGGCGUUUAAUGUGGAGAUACAAAUCCAGAGUAAAGAGAGCAGUGAGCUGAUAAUGUCCGCCAACAGCAUCCAUGUGGAGGAAAAGUCUGGAGUCAUCAUCACCAACUCUUCUCUGAGCGUCCUCACUAAAGACACGCCGGAGAGCGAGAUCCUCUUCACCAUCAUCAGGAUUCCCACCUACGGGAAAGUGCGCAGACGGCAGUUCUACUCCCAGCCGCUGGAGAAUGGCCGUGUGCUGUCUCAGGGCUCCACCUUCACCUACCAGGACAUCCUGGAUCAGCUGCUGGUUUACACACCAGACACUGUCAACGGGGGUUCCGAUGAAAUGGGUUUCUCCCUCACAAAUGGCGUCCACACCCGCACAGGCCGCCUGCACUUUACUAUGGAUGCGAGACGGAGCGAGGGGCCUCGGAUGACGGUGAACAGAGGCUUACAGCUUCCAGCAGGAUCGUCAUCUGGAAUCACAGAACAAAACCUGAAGGGCUCAGACAUCGACUCCGACAGCAGGAAGCUGCGUUACAUCCUGACCAAAGACCUGCCUGCUGGCAAACUGCUGCUCAGCAGGAACGGCCGAGUGGAGGCAGUUUCUGUCAAAGGUCCCAUUCAGAGCUUCACCCAGGAGGACAUCAACACAGGGCUGCUGCAGUACCAUCACAAGAAAGGAGAGGGGGGGGGCAGCCUGUCCUUUCUGUUUAACCUGGUCGAUCCUGAGGGCAACAAACUGAUCGAUCAGUCCUUCUUCAUCAGCGUUCUUGAGGAUCGCCUCCCCCCCUCUGUGGUGGCCAACAAAGGCCUGGUGCUGGACGAGAAUUCCAUGAAGAAACUAACCACCAUGCAGCUGUCAGCCAGUGACCAGGACAGCGAGCCCAGCGAGCUCAUCUACCGCAUCACCAAGCAGACCAGUCUGGGUCACCUGGAACAUGCAGCCAGUCCAGGCUCCAGGAUCAGCUCAUUCACUCAGGCGGAUCUGGCAUCACGCAGCAUCCAGUACGUGCACACCAGUGAAGAGGAGAAGCAUGCAGACCAGUUCUCCUUCUCGGUGUCUGAUGGGACAAAUGAGGUGGCUCAGACCUUCUACAUCACCAUCAAGCCGGUGGACGACUCCCUGCCUCUGCUUCAGGUCCCGGGUAUGAGGGUGCAGGAGGGUGUGAGGAAGACUUUCACAGAGUUUGAGCUGAAAGCCACGGAUGUGGACACAGAGGCGGACUCCAUCACCUUCACCAUCGUCCAGCCUCCCCGCCACGGCACAGUUGAACGCACCAACAACGGCCAGCACUACAGACAAACCAGCAGCUUCACCAUGGAUGACAUCUAUCAGAACCGGAUCAGCUACAACCACGAUGGCUCCAACUCACUCAAGGACCGUUUUACCUUCACAUUAACUGAUGGUACCAACCUGCUCUUCAUGGUGGAGGAAGCAGGCAAAGAGAUUGUUACAGCUGCUCCUCAAAAGUUCAAGAUUGAAAUUUUGCCGGUUGAUGACGGGACGCCGCGCAUUGUCACCAAUCUGGGUCUGCAGUGGCUGGAGUACAUGGACUCCAAGGCCACCAACCUGAUCACCAAGAAGGAGCUGCUGACCAUGGACCCUGACACAGAGGAUGGACAGCUGGUGUACGAGGUUACCACAGCACCUAAGCAAGGCUUUCUGGAGAGCAAACUGAGACCAGGAGGCCCCAUCAGCACCUUCACACAAGCCGAUAUCAACCUGGGUCUGAUCCGUUAUGUGCUGCAUGACGAAAACAUCCUGGAGACAAUGGACAACUUCAAGUUUCUGGUCAAAGACAGCAAACCCAAUGUGGUCAGUGACAACGUCUUCCACAUCCAGUGGUCCCUCAUCAGCUUUGAGCAUAAGAGUUACAAUGUGAGCGAGAAGGCCGGCUCCAUAGCUGUGACAGUCAAGCGCACCGGCAACCUCAACCAGUACGCCAUUGUGCUUUGCCGCACUGAACAGGGCAGCGCUGUUUCCAGCAGCGGCACUGGAUCCCGUCUGGACCAGCAGGAUUAUGUGGAGUAUGCUGGACAGGUUCAGUUUGAUGAGCGCGAGGACACCAAGGUGUGCAACAUCAUCAUCAAUGACGAUAAACGGUUCGAGGGGGUGGAGAGCUUUCACGUGGAGUUGAGCAUGCCGGUGUAUGCACUGCUGGGCAGAAACGUUCGUGCUGCAGUUAGCAUCAACGACACCGAGGACGAACCCACUCUGCAGUUUGACAAGAAGACCUACCACGUCAACGAGAGCAGCGGCUUCUUUGCCGCUCCUGUGGAGAGGAAAGGCGACACCUCCAGCACCGUGUCUGCCCUGUGCUACACCGUGGCCCGGUCCGCUCGGGGCAGCAGCCUCCACGCUCUGGAGUCAGGCUCUGACUUCAAGAGCCGCGGCAUGAGUGCCGACAGCCGCGUCAUCCUGGGGCCUGGCGUCAGCAUGUCCACCUGUGAUGUGAAGCUCAUCGAUGACAGCGAGUAUGAGCUGUCGGAAGAGUUUGAGCUGGUGCUAUCAGAUGCAUCGGAAAACGCUCGGGUGGGAGAUGUGGUUGUGGCCAAGGUGGUCAUCGACGGACCCAACGAUGCAUCCACGGUGUCGCUGGGAAAUGCCACAUUUACUUUCAGCGAGGACGCUGGCACCAUUGAGAUCCCUGUGCUGCGACAUGGCAGUGAUCUGUCCUCUGUGACCUCUGUGUGGUGUGCCACCAGACCCUCAGAGCCCCCCUCAGCCAGCCCAGGGGUCGACUACAUCCCCAGUUCCAAGAAGGUGGAGUUUAAAGCAGGAAAGACGGAGGAGACCUGCAGCCUGACCAUCAUGGAUGACAUCCAGAGCCCCGCCAUUGAGGGGGCGGAGUCCUUUGUGGUGUUUCUCAGUUCCCCUCAAGGCGCUGUCCUCCAGGAGCCCUACGAAGCCAGCGUGGUCAUCAGCGACACCUUCCAGGACAUUCCCAGCAUGCAGUUUGAGAAGAAUGUCUUCACUGUAAAGGAGAAAGACGGCGUCCUCCACAUUCCCAUCGUCCGGACCGGUGACCUGUCCUUCAGGUCGUCUGUGCGGUGCUUUACUCGAACCAUGUCUGCCUCAGUCAUGGACGACUUUGAGGAAAGACGGAACACCGAUGAGUCAAGAAUUACUUUCCUAAAAGGAGAAAAGGUGAAAAACUGCACCAUUCACAUCAACGAUGACUCAGUUUUCGAGCCCGAUGAGGACUUCCAGCUUCAUCUGGGUACACCUCUGGGUGACCACUGGAGCGGCGCCAUGGUGGGCCUCAGUGAUAUCAUCACCAUUACCAUCACCAAUGAUGAAGAUGCUCCCACCAUCCAGUUUGAGCAGGCCUCAUACCAGGUCAGAGAGCCCCCCGGUCCUGAUGGGGUUGAGGUGCUUAGCAUCAAGGUGAUCCGCCAGGGGGAUCUGGAUCGUACAUCCAAAAUCCGCUGUAGCACCCGGGACGGCUCAGCCCAGUCUGGAGUCGACUACAACCCAAAGAGCCGAGUUCUGAAAUUUAGUCCAGGAAUGGACCACAUCCUGUUUAAAGUCGAGGUUUUGUCUAAUGAGCUCAGGGAGUGGCAUGAGUCCUUCUCCCUUGUUCUUGGCCCCGAUGACCCCGUGGAGGCGGUGCUUGGGGAGAUCUCCAUGGCAACAGUGACCAUCUUAGACCAGGAGGCUGCAGGCAGUCUCAUUCUUCCUGCUCCACCUAUAGUGGUCUCUCUGGCUGACUAUGAUCACGUUCAAGAGGUUACCAAGGAGGGCAGUAAGAGGACGCCUCCUCCAGGUUACCCUCUGGUGUGCGUCACACCCUGUGACUCCCGCUACCCAAAGUACUCCGUGAUGAAGGAGCGCUGUGAGGAAGCAGGGAUCAACCAAACACAGGUUCACUUCUCCUGGGAGGUGGCAGCACCCACCGACACCAGCGGAGCACGCUCGCCCUUCGAGACUGUGACUGACACCACGCCCUACACCAGCGUCAACCACAAGGUCCUAGACAGUAUUUAUUUCAGCCGCCGCUUCCACGUGCGCUGUGUGGCUCAGGCCCGGGAUAAAGCAGGUCAUUUGGGAACCCCACUUCGGAGCAACAUCGCCACCAUCAGCACAGAGGGCUCAAUUUGCCACACUCCUGUGACCACGGGGACUGCCAGAGGCUUCCAGGCUCAGUCCUUCAUUGCCACUCUGAAAUAUCUGGACGUGAAGCACAAGGAACACCCCAACCGGAUCCAUAUCUCAGUCCAGAUUCCUCAUCAGGACGGCAUGCUCCCCCUGGUGUCCACCAUGCCUCUGCACAACCUGCAUUUCUUGCUGUCGGAGUCGAUCUACAGGCAGCAGCAUGUCUGCUCCAACCUGGUCACCGUCAAAGAACUGCAAGGCCUCUCUGAGACGGGCUUCAUGGACGACGUCUCCUACGACAGCCUCUCUCUGGGACCAGGCUUCGACCGCCCACACCAAUUCAAUCCCAACGUCCGCGAGGCCAAGACCAUCCGGCUCUACAAGCACCUCAACCUAAAGAGCUGCAUCUGGACCUUUGAUGCCUACUAUGACAUGACGGAGCUCAUUGAUGUGUGCGGGGGCUCUGUCAUUGCAGACUUCCAGGUCCGGGACUCGGCUCAGUCCUUCCUGACUGUCCACGUGCCUCUCCAUGUGUCCUACAUCUAUGUGACGGCGCCGCGCGGUUGGGCAUCUCUGGAACAUCACACCGAGAUGGAGUUCUCCUUCUUCUACGACACGGUUCUCUGGAGAACGGGUAUCCAGACUGACAGCGUGCUCUCGGCCCGGCUGCAGAUCAUUCGCAUCUUCAUCAGAGAGGAUGGACGCCUCGUCAUUGAGUUUAAAACUCAUGCCAAGUUCAGAGGUCAGUUUGUCCCCGAGCACCACACUCUGCCGGGCCACAGCUCCCGUCUGAUGGCUCCUGACCACCUGGGAGGCAUCGAGUUUGACAUGAAGCUGCUGUGGAGCGCUCAGACCUUUGACUCCCCCUACCAGCUAUGGAGAGCCACCAGCUCCUACAGCAGGAAGGACUACUCUGGAGAGUACACAGUCUUCCUGAUUCCCUGCACCGUUCAGCCCACUCAGCCCUGGAUGGACCCCGGUGAUAAACCCCUGUCCUGUACAGCACAUGCUCCAGAGAAGUUUUUGGUUCCAAUCGCCUUCCAGCAGACCAACCGGCCCGUUCCUGUGGUUUACUCGCUCAACACCGAGUUCCAGCUGUGCAACAACGACAAGGUUUUCCUUAUGAAUCCAGCCUCUGCUGACGUCUCUAUGGCUGACAUGGACUACAAGGGAGCCUUCUCCAUGGGCCAGACUCUUUACGGCCGGGUGAUGUGGAACCCGGAGCAGAACCUGAAUGCAGCAUACAAACUGCAGCUGGAGAAGGUUUACCUGUGCACAGGUCGAGACGGAUACGUGCCCUUCUUUGACCCCACAGGAACGCUGUACAACGAGGGCCCGCAGUACGGCUGCAUCCAGCCCAACAAGCAUCUGAAACAUCGCUUUCUGCUGCUGGAUCGGAAACAGCCGGACAUUUGCGACAAGUUUUUCCACGAUGUUCCUUUUGAGGCAGAAUUUGCCUCGGACGUGCCAGCGCUGCAGUCCAUGACAGCCAUGCCAGGAGUUGACGGCUUCACCAUGAAAGUGGAUGCUCUCUACAAGGUGGAGGCGGGGCACCAGUGGUACCUGCAGGUGAUCUAUGUGAUCAGCCCAGAGUCUCGCUCCAAUCCCAGAAUCCAACGCUCUGUGACCGCUCAGCUGAGCCGCUCCAGACGUGACCUGGUAGACCGGAGUGGGCGUCUGACGGUGGACGAGUCCCUAAUCUAUGACAAUGAGGGGGAUCAGGUGAAGAAUGGCACAAACAUCAAGUCUCUGCACCUGGAGGAGCUCCCUUCUGCCACUUUUAAUGCCCACGUGGGCAGCUCGGUGGGCGGCGGGGUGGCCGCCGUCACGCUGCUGGUCCUGGCCCUGCUGGCUUCCUGUUUCCUGUUCCGCCGCUGCCGCCACUCAGCCAAGAGGAAGAACUCCCAAAAGACUUGCGAGGAGUAUCCCCUCAACACUAAGAUGGAGGUGUGCAUGGACAAGUGUGUGGAGAAGAACUUCAGCAGUAAGCACUGCACGGUGAGAAACAUCAACAUCAACCGCAACCAGGAAGCCAAAGUGAAACAGGUCAACCUGGAGGUCAAGCUGCACAACAACCUGAACGACGGCACCGAGGUCUGAGGCGGGAGUGACGGAGGACUCCAGCUGCUGCCAGAAACUCCUGAAAGAUGUCCAAGCAUUCACAGGUCGCUUUGGAGCAGGAACAAUGAUGGUCAGGCUGCAGCGGGAAUCCACACCCACGUCAGGCCACUCCUCCUCCUGUCCAGCUCCUCCGCUCUGUGGCUCUGACAGCAGUGAACCUCCCUCCUGCAGACAUGUCCCUGCUGGGAAUGUCCUCAUCUUAACAUGCAGCUCACUCAUCCUGCUGAGGCCCAACACAAACCCUCAGAGUCUUCCCAAACCCUUCAGUCACACUUCAAACACUGACUUCACAGGCAACAUUUCCCUGAGACUGAUUACUCUGAAUAUCUCAGUGUUGUGUCCAGAGAACAUGAGGUCACUCUCUCCCAUCAGCUGUUUUCAUAUUAGAAGCAGAAUGUCGAAUUAUAAAGACAUAAAAUACAUAUUUUUUUAUGAUUAAGAACAAAUGUGUUUGAGGUGGAAUGAGUGGGAAAAAAAAUCCAAAAGCCUUCAAGUGCAAUUACUCCUCUUUUCUAUUCAAACCAGAAGCAGCAGCUGUGUUUAAAUGUAUGUCCAGCCUCACUCAGAGACACAUCUACUGUCAUGGUUUGGUGAUAUUUUUCAGUGUUCUCUGCUCUGAUAGCUGCCAGUCUGAAGUGCCAUGCUGGCUCUUCCUCCUGAGGAGUCAGACGUGUGUGGACCCAGCUGACCUUUAGCCUUACUGCUGUUCACAUGAACAGAACCACUGGUUUACCUGCUGGACCUGAUCAAAGCUGUGUUUCUGUCCUGCCCAAAGACACAGACUCCUCAAAGCUUUCAUGUGUGGAUUCUCAUGUGUGACUACUGAUGUACCUUGGAGUUGAUGAGUUGUUUUUCUACACUGGUUUCAAAGCACUACAGUGAGAAAAUGGCAUCUUCACUUGUGUCUUUCUCUUUUGCCCCCCCACCCCCCACCCCCAACUGUGUGCCUGAUCAACAAGAGCGUGGGGACUGUGGGUGAAGACAGGAUAUUUUUGGUGCUACUAUUUUAUGGGGAUAAAUCAAUACUAUCAAUUUGAUGCCUGUCUGUAUCUGGUGCCUUUUUUAAUAAUAAACUUUAUCUGAAAUCAAAAA
This is a messenger RNA of Oryzias melastigma (Indian medaka), 8808 nucleotides long. RefSeq names its product Fraser extracellular matrix complex subunit 1 (gene fras1). Gene Ontology annotation, cellular component: membrane. Gene Ontology annotation, molecular function: protein binding. The record is from RefSeq and is a predicted model, not a curated record. Gene Ontology annotation, biological process: cell communication. NCBI's taxonomy places the organism in Eukaryota, Metazoa, Chordata, Actinopteri, Beloniformes, Adrianichthyidae.